This is a messenger RNA of Gossypium raimondii (Peruvian cotton), 2869 nucleotides long. RefSeq names its product disease resistance-like protein DSC1. The record is from RefSeq and is a predicted model, not a curated record. The transcript has 3 exons. The coding region runs from base 163 to 1794 and encodes 543 amino acids. Lineage: Eukaryota; Viridiplantae; Streptophyta; Magnoliopsida; Malvales; Malvaceae.
UUUGGGGAAUGUUGGAAUAAAAAGCUACUUGCAGACCAAGUUGAUAUUGUAUCUCUUCCUGAUGAGCUAAGGUAUCUAUGUUGGGACUAUUACCCGUUCAAAUCUUUAUCCUCAAGUUUUAAUCCAAAAAAUCUUGUUGUAUUGAAAUUACCACAUGGUGAUAUGGAACAACUUUGGAAUGGAGAUAAUCAUCAGGAUCUUGUUAGUUUAAAGGAAAUUGACCUUUUUGAUUGCAAGAAUUUAAGAAAGAUUCCUAGUCUACUCGGGGCAAUCAACCUUAAAAGCCUUUGCUGUAUGGGGUGCGAAAGUUUGGUUGAACUUCCUUGCCUGACUCAUUUGGCUUCUCUUGAAAGUUUUGAUCUUGAUGGAUGUCAUAAUCUCAAGAAGAUUCCUGAGAUCCCAAGUCAUUUUCAUUACUUGGAUUUAGAAGGAACGAGAAUAGAGGAAGUGCCUGAUUCAAUUGAACAUCUCAUCUGGCUUAGACGAUUACGGUUGAGAAACUCAAGGGUUAAAAAUGUGUCCAACAAUAUUUUGAAGUUGGAAUCCCUUUAUGAUUUGGAACUUAGUCAUUGCCCAAUCACCAAAUUUCCAGAAAUCCCAAAAAGCUUAUGUAGUUUGAACUUAUCAAAGACUCAAAUUGAACAAGUGUCCUUGUCUUUCGACUACGUAGGUAAUCUUGCAGACUUGGAUAUGAGCGGCUCAAGUAUUCAAAAGCUACAGUGCAAUAUUUCCCUCUCUGGUUCAAGAAAGAUUCCAACCAUUGAUGUGCCCUCAUCAAUCUUAUGGUUUGAAAGCCUUCGAAAUUUGACGAUGAAUCAUUGCAAGAGCCUUAAAUUACUCUUAGAUCUUCCACCACAUUUAUGGCGCUUGGAUGCACGUGACUGCCCAUCAUUAGAAAAAGUAUCGUUCAUACAACAACACGGUUUUCUUGGUGAUCCUUAUAAGUUAUGCAUGAUGUUCUUCAAUUGCAUUAAUUUGAAUCAAGAUUCAAUUGAUAGCAUUGAGGCAAAUGCCAUGUUCAAAAUUGGAUCCAUAGCAGAGACAUGGGCAGGGCAAAAUAUUUUUCUUCCAUCAUUGGUUUCAUGUUUCCCGGGAACAGAAAUUUCAGCAAAUAAGUUCGAGUCCCAGAACGUGUAUUCUUUCUUAACAUUGAAGAUAGCACCAAAUGUGUGUGGUAAGAGAAGAUUCUUGGCUUUUGCUAUCUGCCUUGUGGCCGAUCUCACCCACUGUAGUGGUUUCGAAAAACUUGAACUUACCUGUGAAUACCAACUGACAGUCUCUAGUUGUAGUGAUGGUGGUGGUGGUUAUGAAAAGUUCAAAAGUGUGUUAUAUGACGGUGGGAGUUUAGAGUCAGAGUGGAACUGCAUGGGUGAUCACGUAUUGAUUCUAUUUCAAGAGGAUAUGGUUAAAGAAGACAAGAAUUAUGAAGAGGCAACAUUUGAAUUCUACAUCAGAAGUUAUAGCUACAAUGAAGAGGGUGAAAAAAUAUGUCUCCAUGAUUUCAAGGUAAAGAAAUGCGGUGUUCAUGUAUUUUACGUGGGUGCAAAGAGUUGUGCCGAUGGCAAUGUUGAAUCCAGUGAAAACUCCAACUUAAAUGAGAUGAGCAAUGAUGAAUCCGACGAUAGUUUUUACUCUGCCGAAGAAGCUUUUUUUGAGGAAGCCAAUAGUGAUACACAAAAGAGGCUUUAUUUGUUAUGUUUUGUUAUUUUGAAUUUUAUGACUGUGAUCUGUAGAUUCCAUAAAACUUGCAAGAAAGUCAAGCGGGACACAGAUUCAAUACUCUACUGGAAUUGAAGUUGCAGAUUAUGGGUGGUUUGGAUGUCGUCUUUCUCACCAGCAAAUGAAGUUCCCACAAAAUUACUGGUGUUUAGGUGAAGGUUGCGAAUCAAUGCAAAAUCCAUUUGAUCUCACUCACAUUUAUAGAGGUGCCCUUUUAGCCAGAGAUUAAACUUUUACCUUUUGAAUUUGGUAAUUUGAAGGGAAUAAAGAUGGCAAUGAUUGAUGUUACGAGAGCAGAUGAGGAAUAAAUGACAGAUGUUUGAAACAAGUAAGCUUUUAAGAUGUUCAAUUUCUUGUACUGAAUGAUUUCUUUAUAUUGUGGUUGAACUGAGAUAUUGAAGCGGUACUGCAACUUGUCAACAGAGUUUACCCAAUCCAGCUUUGCUUUCUGGAUUUUGGCCCUUGAGAGGAAGCAUAUGCUCAAUUUGGCAGAGUUGCUCUUAUCGCAAAACUCGUUGAAUGAAGACAUGGAGCCUGGAUGUUAUUUUCAAUGCCAACCCUAUCACAGUUUUCAUUCUCAAGUUAGAUUGAUGAGCUUUUAUGUUUAUCCCAUAGAGAAACCCAACAUAAACACUUGGGAAAAAAAUCCAAAUGAUUUUGGUUUAGUUGGAACUUCAAAGUGAAGAGUUGGUUUCAUGGUACACCCAUUUGACUUGAUUCUUCGUGGUGAAUUUACAGUCACUGUUUCAGAAGAAUGAUGUUAAGAGGGUGCUAGAAUUGCAGCGGUCGCAAAACGUGGUUGUGAUUCGAGCUAUUAUAUUGCGUCUGAAGCUUCGGACUAGAGCAUGACAGGUUCAUUUUGUAUCAAUUCAACCUCGGAUUCUUUGGGGGAUGUAUUCAAGUUGAUCGAUCAAUCCUUCAGGCGAAAGAUAUCGAAUUUUGUUAAUGUCUUGCUAAGGCAUAUCGGCCAAGGACGGGAUAGAUUGGAUUUUACGUUCAUGACAUGGUGGCUAUUGACAUUAUACAUUAUGUGGCAUUGUUGUUUUUUUGGUUUUAUGUGUUGCCUGUAAGCUGCAGCCGAUGUUUAAUCAAAUCUAUUCCCUUUGAUUGUGAACAUCAUUGUAUGAAACUUUAUCAUUUUAAUUAGAUU